AUGAAUUUCGACCUGUCUUUGGUUUCAAUUGCUGACAACGCUACGGCGUUGCAACCCCCACCUGCGUCCUCAAACGCCAUUCCAGAUACUCGGGCACGAAAGAAGAAGGCGCCGACACUUCGCGAAAGUGACUGGGAGCCAUACAAAGACAGGAUUAUACAGCUACACCUCACGGAGAAGCGACCCCUUACAGAAGUCAGGACCACAGUGGAACAAGAGUUCGGCUUCACUGCUGAGUAUAUUGAGCACCAUGCUGUUCUGUCGUAA
Molecule: messenger RNA, 267 nt
Organism: Alternaria arborescens
Lineage: Eukaryota; Fungi; Ascomycota; Dothideomycetes; Pleosporales; Pleosporaceae
Exons: 1
Coding region: 1-267 (88 amino acids)
Source: RefSeq, a predicted model, not a curated record